This is a messenger RNA of Trichobilharzia regenti, 1599 nucleotides long. The record is from the annotation of a GenBank genome assembly. Lineage: Eukaryota; Metazoa; Platyhelminthes; Trematoda; Strigeidida; Schistosomatidae.
ACACCAGUUCCUUCGAGUUUGCAGAUACACUUCUCUGAUGAGUGUCUAAAAGUAUGAGACCUAAGACUUCUUGCUGAUUGCCUUCAACCAUCUUAUCAAUGUAAAACUGUACAAAAGUGUAUCACUUGCCACAUUUCGGAGCACACAUGGACUAAAGUAAAGGGACAGACGGAGACAGACGAAGAAUAAUUAAGUGAAGAAUAGUGAAGACUUUUGGAAUCCGUAUUAUAAUAUGGAGUGAAUAUGGGCUUACGAUAGUAUUCUAAUUAUGAUGCUGUCAACUGGUUCUGUAUGGUUUAAUGACAUCAACUUGCUGUGUUGACCGAUGUGUGUCCUUCAGUAGCAGAAAAACAUUUAGCGUUAAAUAUGUCUAUUUCUCCUGUGGUACCGCAUGUAACAUGUGUGUACAAUUUCGAGACAUACAUGCAUGGAACUGCAGAAAUCACUAGUAAUAAUUUCAGUGUGACUUCAUUACAUGGUGAGAAAUAUAAGUACGAGCAAGUUUCGCAUGGAAAUUAUUCUACAAAUACUUCAGUAAUAAAUUUGAAGGAUGUACCUGAUUUAUCUGUUUGGGACGAUAGAUCUGUACUUAUUUUGGCUGUACAUCGUCUAAAUUUCUCUACAGAACCUACUUGCCCCGAAGUCUAUCUAUGUGCUAUUCCUAACGUUAGACACAAAAGGACUUCAGAAUGUGAAACUAGUUUAGGUGAAGUUAGUGGAAGUUGCCAAGAUGAAAUCGACGAAACUCAUUUUUUCUUGUUCCCACUUGCAAGCUCUUUAAAGAUUUCAGUUGGCAAUGUUGGUCAGAACCCAGACUCAUUGAGCAGCAGCAUGCAUAUCGUUGUUACUGCUGGGUAUCGUUUACCUCCUACUGCAUUUACUUGUCCAUCUGGCUAUUUCGCUUGCCAGUUAUUCAAUAGACUUAUUGAACCUCGGUAUUCCCCACUAAACUGGACAUAUCGUAUAUGUUUGCCCUUGGAUUUGUGGUGUGAUGGAGUACCUAACUGUCCAGUUACUGGUUCAGAUGAAGAGAACUGCUCCGCUGUACCGCCUAACAGUUAUGCGUACUUGGAUUCACAGUUUCAAAGUGAAUAUCAAAUGCUUGGCCGUGUUUUAGAUCGAUAUGCUGAGAAUACAAGUCUAUUACGUUUAACUGGAUUUCAUAGAAUUUCUGACAAGUCAAGUAUAUUUUUGGCAUCACUUAACACACUCUGGUAUUCGUUGGGAUUGCUUUCAUUUAUUUCAGUGAUAGGUAUAUUGACUAUUGCAUAUAGACUGUCGAAAAAGAAGAAAGAUGGUAAUGCCGUUCAAGUCGUUGAAGAAAAAAGUUAUGCUGAAAUUUCACACAGUAGCAGUAAUGCUUUGAAAAAUAAUACUGAUAAUAGUUUUUCAGAAGUUGAUUGUUAUGAAGAGAAAUUAUCAAAUAGUAAUAAUAAUAAUAAUAAUAUUUGUGGGACAAAUAAGAAACUCGAUGGUUCUAACAAUGUUUAUCAUCAUUUUCCUUCAAAUCAUACACAUUACAAGAAUUUUUAUGUAGAUCCAGUUGGUUGUAACCGAGAAAGUGUUCCACUUAUUCAUGGGCAGCGUCCAGAACACUAA